AUGGAGGCGGAUUUGAACAAGACCAACACUAACACCCACCAGUGCACCGGCACCGCAUCCUUCCACCCCUGGUUCUCUACCACUUCCCUCCGCCGCGCCAAAGCAAAACACGCCAUCAUCAUCUCCGUAAACUACCCCCUCGGCCCCAAAGGAACUUACACAGACAUUUACAUCGCCCUCCAAGAUUUUCUGCUCUGGUACAAACACGACGGUUCUUUCGACGCCCGCUACGAAUCCUGGCCAGCUUGGCUCCUCGCCCAACACCCCCAGCAAACCUACACCAUCGACAAAUCCAGCGUCUACGUCGAAGCUAAAAGCGCAGGUACCUACGCCGCUGUGACAACCCUCUCGCUCAACGCGAAGAGAGACGUUGGAACGGCCAUACCUAUUAACGCAGCUCUGUUCCGCUCUCCCAUGCUGGCGCACUAUAAACGCGAUAUCCUUCAGCCAGACGCGGUGUCAACGUACAUGGGCCACGACAUGCCCUCUCACACAUCACUGCACACGUCGAAAAGAUAA
This is a messenger RNA of Pyrenophora tritici-repentis Pt-1C-BFP, 519 nucleotides long. The record is from RefSeq and is a predicted model, not a curated record. NCBI's taxonomy places the organism in Eukaryota, Fungi, Ascomycota, Dothideomycetes, Pleosporales, Pleosporaceae.